AUGUUUGACGACCACACAAAUGGCAUAAUCGCUGAGAUUUCUUCCAGCCACGAAGCAAAAACACAAAUUGACGAGAAAUUGAUCGACAAUUACAUCCUUACUUUGGAUACAGAAACUACACAACAAACAUCAUACUUUCAGACAAUUAUCCCCCUUAUCAACCAGACCUUACUCGAUAGCCAGUAUGCCGAGAUUGAUCCCACUGGGAUCUUGCUUAAGCUUUUGGAAAAGAUUUUAUCUUUUAUCAACUUCGAAGAGGUGCUUCAGUUUUACCCUCCCGAGUUCAUUAUACAAAAUUUAUUCACGUCAUCGACAAUUAGUAUCUUGUGUUUAAAGAUAUUGACGUUGAAUUUGCAUCAAUCACAAGCGCAGGAGUUUAUCUCGUCCAACAAGAUUAUACCGCAGCUAUUGCGAGUAUUUUUUGAAGAAAACACUCCGAUAUCCGUGUUGAACCUGAUUGAAGCAUUAGUUUCAGCAUUUAACUCCAGAGAAGUGCAUCUAUUAAAAGACGGCGAAGAGACUCUAUAUUUAGUAAGAAAGCUGGACAAUGCUGUCCUUUUAGCUCGAUUAUUGGAUCUAGUUUCAAUAUUGGUGGAGAAGGAAGAUGUCGAUGCAAAAUUGUACAAUUUUGACUUGGAGGAGAUAGUUAAAUUUGGUGAUGACCCGUUGUUUUCAAUUCUUUUAAUUCAGUUCUAUGUUAACAUGGUUGGAGUUUGCCUCAUCGAUGGUUCAAUUGCGAACGUGUUGACUUUAUACAAAAAAGGGGACUUGGAUGACUUAGUCGUGCCAGAGGUGGCUGAUCUCAUUCUGAAAAUGAGCUACAACAACUAUGACUCGGUCUUGGCCACCUUUGAGGUAUUCAAAAGCUAUAACUUUAUUAAGAUUUACGAAAAAAAUGAAGUGGAGAUUAGGCUCCUUUCCAAUUCUAAUCCCAACGUUGUCUACAAACUCAACCCAUCCAUUUACGACGAUGUGUUGAAGAACUUGCCACUUUUUGAUCGAGAAUUUCUUCCCAUUCUACUCAAUUUUGUUGCCUCGUUCCAAGUAUGGACCUUAUUGCAACCGAAAGUAACCAAUGAGAGAUUAGAGUCUUUGUCCAGGGAUAAGUUGUUUUUGUUACUUUUGGCUAUGUCAAAAUAUACCCACACAAAGGAAUAUCUUUUUAACAACUUGCCAAACAUAAUGAACAAUGAAGUUAUUGAGUCCGAUAUUAGAAAUACCGAUAUCUGGAAGCUAAAGCUCGAAAUUCUUGAAAACUUGAAGCAAAGCGAUGACAUUCCUGGCUAUCACUACUGGCAAUCAAAGAUCGAACAAAGUUACAACUUGAUGAAGUUUGGACAGAGCUACAAACACGUACAGCCCAAAGUGGAAGUAAUCGAUGAUGCAUUGUAA
Messenger RNA from Lodderomyces theae, 1392 nucleotides. RefSeq names its product Hsm3p (gene HSM3). Lineage: Eukaryota; Fungi; Ascomycota; Pichiomycetes; Serinales; Debaryomycetaceae. The record is from RefSeq and is a predicted model, not a curated record. The transcript has a single exon. The coding region runs from base 1 to 1392 and encodes 463 amino acids.